Molecule: messenger RNA, 1275 nt
Organism: Rodentolepis nana
Lineage: Eukaryota; Metazoa; Platyhelminthes; Cestoda; Cyclophyllidea; Hymenolepididae
Source: the annotation of a GenBank genome assembly
AUGAAAUGUGAAGGCGUCGAUCCCGAAAGCUCCGUUCUUGACUUGAAAUCAUGUUGUUUGGAGGGUGGCUUGAAGGGAGAUCACACCAAGACCAGUACAAUUAACUACGAACCCAGCAGCAACACAACUCAAUCUCAGCCAUCCCAAUCUCUCUCCGCAUCUUCGACCCUCAAUCCUCUCUCCCUUGACACAGCUUCUGUCGACGCAGCCGCUGCAAACCUCCUUAAUCUUAUGCAGUGGGUCACGAAUGCCAAUGCGACUUUCGCAGCCGCUGUUGCAGCCAAUAAUCGGCAGGGCCACAACGCUCCAUCAACUGUUGAUAUCAGGUCAAUUUCCAAAUCGACACCAUCAAGUGUAGCAGUGGACGAGGCUUCAGCUGUCGCACUGGACGCUGCGGAGACGGCAGCACUUUUGGACCCGAUUGCAGCAUCUGGGGGUGCUCCCGCACCGGUCCUCUAUCCGAAUUCAAUAUCUGGGGGUGCAGGGGGAGUCAACAACGGUGGUAGCGGCAGUGGCGGACAAUCAGCGGGAGGGUUUGGAGGUGGGGGUGCAUUUGGAAGAGGGGGCUCACAACAACAACCUGGUGCCUCUUCGUCCUCCUCUUCUAUAGGAGGUUGGGGAGGUGGUCAACCCCCUCCAAUGCUUCCUCCCAACGCUCCUGGUUCGAGUCUCCAGCCCUCACAACUGACAACCCAGAGGCCCCCUGAGUAUUGGUGCAACAUUGCUUACUUUGAGUUGGACCAACAGGUUGGCGAGCUCUUCAAGGUUCCAUCUCACUACACUCGUGUCAUUGUGGACGGCUAUACAGAUCCCUCGAGUCGCAAUCGAUUCUGCCUUGGUCAACUCUCCAACGUCCACCGAUCAGAGCAGUCAGAAAAAUCUCGUCUCUACAUUGGCAAAGGUGUUGAAUUGGACAUAGUGGGUGAAGGCGAUGUUUGGAUCCGAUGUCUCUCCGAAUUCUCCAUCUUUGUACAGAGCUACUAUUUGGAUCGUGAAGCCGGUCGAGCACCAGGGGAUGCUGUCCACAAAAUCUAUCCUGGUGCCUACAUAAAGGAAGGGAAGUUGGUGAAGAUGGGCACAGAGUCGGGGAAUCAGAAGACCCCUGCUUUUUCAGUAUCCGGGGUUUGGGGUGAUCGAUUCAUCAAGGAGUCGGUGACACCAAGGGUCCACACGAACGCCAUUUGGCCUAUUCAUCUUGUUUUUCAUCCUAAAGAUAUUGUCUUUAAUGAUUUCGCGUUUGGAGAUAUAGAGGGACCUUUUGUAGAAAUGUUAUGA